Volvox carteri f. nagariensis is the source of this 2235-nucleotide messenger RNA. RefSeq lists its product as uncharacterized. The transcript has 2 exons. The coding region runs from base 1 to 2235 and encodes 744 amino acids. Lineage: Eukaryota; Viridiplantae; Chlorophyta; Chlorophyceae; Chlamydomonadales; Volvocaceae. The record is from RefSeq and is a predicted model, not a curated record.
AUGAGUCGGAUUCACAGCCAGCCGGCGCCAGUGUCUUCGCCGCCAGUUGCUGCGCUGCAUGCCGCUGGGGGCCCCAGCGGCCUCGGCCCAUCGACAGUGUCACCAGCUUCGGAAGCUGCCAACUACCCGCAACCGCUUGCGCCUGCGAGACUGAAGCCUGCGAGCGUUGAGACAUUGGCGACGCCGGUGUCAUUCGUGCAGCUCGUCCAACAACCGGGGGGUAUCCAGGUCGACCAAUCGGGCACUGUCCGUGUGGUGGCCCUGGAGGCAGCAGGGGCCCCAGGACAGCACACGGCGCCGACACACCAACAGCAGCAGCAGGCAGCGGCUGGUUAUGGGCCUUUGCACACGCAGUUGCCGGUGCCUGAGACGCAUCCAAUACAGGUGCCUCGCUACGGCAGCACGAGCGCGCCGUCAAUGGGGCCGCCGUCAGUUCCGCUCCACGUGGCCAGAGAGGCGCCUGCAGUGCCACCGCAACAUUCGUAUGAGCCGCAGUCGUACCAGCCACCGGCAGGCAUUACCGUUGGCGGUGGCGGGACGGCGAUGUGGGAGGAUCACACAGUGUCCCGCGACGCUGCAGCUUUUACUCACCCGCAUGGCCCCCUGGCAGACGUUGUUGACGGGCGCAUCUGCAUCGUAGCAACACAACGUCAGCAGCAGCCGCAACCUUUGCCUCAGCUGACCUUGAAGCAGGAUGUAGGCUACCUGUACGAGGAGGGCGUGGUAGGCCGCUAUCCUGGCGGCGUCGGCCUUGGAGAAAGGCUUGGCAGCCGUGGCGUACCGAAGGAGCUUGAUGGCGUGACGGCUGACAGCUACGCUCUUAGUCCGGUUCUACGGACUGGGCUCCUUGACAGGCUCGGGUCUAGGACCGACACGGCUGUGUCAGAUGUCCACGGAAUGCAGCUGGCGAGCGAAGGUGUGCGGGCUGCAUACGGGCCGUCCCAGCCUGUGGGCCCGCCGGCCCCCGAUGAGCCGCCCUUGCCGCUGGCUGACGCCAUAAAGCGCGCUGAAGCGUUGAAGGCUGCCGUGGCCGCUACUCGGUUGGAUGGUGAGCUGAUGACCGGUAUGCAGAAGCAGCUGGCGCAGACUUGCGAGAAGCGGAUUCAGGAAUUGUCGCUGGCGUUGAAGGCCGCCGCAGUGGAGGCGGCGGCGGCAAGGGCCAAGGCGGAUGCUGCCGCUGCUGCGGUCGAGAAGGCUGAGUCGGAUAGCGCGGGUGUAGCUGAGGCCGGCACAAAAGAUGAUAUGGGUGACAUGCGGGCAGGGUACUACGCUUUCGUUCUUGACCGGUCUAUUCGGGCCGUGUGGCCGCUGGAAACGCCUGAGCAUCAGCUUUUUCGCGCGGCCGCAGAGGUGCUGCUGUUGGCGACGGAGGGGGGCCGGUGCGUCCCCGUCAACAACGAGGAGGUGCAACUGCGGGCGUAUGAACUGGUGGGUGCAACGCUGUGCAACGUCCCCUCAGUGCUGGAAAAGGCGUUGGAAAUUAAAGCAGCCGGCGGAGCCAGUACGAUGACGUUGCUUCGGCAGGAGGUUGACUACUUUGAGGUGAAGGAGCAUACGCACUGGCAGGCCCCCAGGAGCAUACAGUGGCUGGUGCGACUGCGCAUAGAGAAGCUCCCCUCUUACCGCGACAUGUGUCUCUUGUUCCGCACAGCGAUUGACUUGCUGCUGCCGGCCAAGCUAGAGAAGCAGCAGCAACAGCAACGAUCUGGCACCGCACGCGCUGCUGGCGGCUCGGCCGCUAUGGGCCGCGGCGGUGGCGCAAGUCUGGAGCUCAUGGGUAGGGAACCGGAGGGUGCGGAGGAGCGGUUAGUGCUCCGACAUGUUGCCCUGCACCUUCUUGGAUGCAAGGAAAAGGAGAUCGGGCUAUUCACUGACACGAUUGAGGCGGCAGUUGAAGCGCUACCGGCGCAACUGGGCAAGCAUUACGGCAAGGCGCGGCUGCAGGAUUUGAAGCAGCUGCUCAAGGUGCACCCGUUCUUUUGGGUAUCCCCCAAAUCGAUGUACGGCGCGGAUGGUUUAACCUGCGAGACAUAUGAGUGCGUGGCGCUACACACGCAGACACUGCUGGAGUUUCAGUACCGUGCCAAACUGAUGCUGGAACAGGAACAGCAGUCGUUGCACCCGUCGAAGAAGAGGAAGCUGUUCACGGGUAGCAGCGACGUGGUCGCCGGCGGCGCACUGGAGGAGUGGUGGACGGAUCUGCGCGGCAGGCGGUUGAAGCAGCGAACUGACUGA